ACAGUCCCAUAUGAUAAGAGACACCCAUGGAACAAAACAAAAAAGAACAUCAGAAAUUUUAUGUGAUCAUUUCCAUUUAGAUCUAAACAAUGCAGGUAUAAGCUCUUCUUUGAUGUUAACAAUUAUAACAUUAAUUUAAUAACAGUUCUUGCCAUAUUCUUGUGGAUACAAAAUCUUUUGAGUAAUUGAGAGUGAUCUGCGCAAUUACCGUUACCGAAUCAGGAAUUACGUUAUUUUGCAACUCUGGUAUUGUGUCAGUAAAUAAUUCAAAGAGGUGUAUGAACAACAGUCGGAUAAUGUCGCUUCCCAGCGCUCAAAGAUGGAAUCAUUUGCGGCAAAAAAGUUUAUGUUGGGCAUGACAAAUAAGUUUAAAAAGUGUACUUAUUCCGUUCAACGGACAGAGGAAUAUGACUUAACGAUCAUCACCUCGGAUGCGGCUCAGAUACGCGUUCAAUCGUCAGCGCUAUGCGCUCAGAGCGAAUACUUUGUCGGACUUUUAUCAUCUGGAAUGGUCGAGCAACAGCAACGCACAGUCACUUUUGAAGAUCUUGAUUCAUUGCGGAUAGAAUCGUUUGUGCAAUUUUGCUGUACUGGUGAACUAUUUAUAUGCGGGAAAAAUUUUUUACAUUUACUCAAGCUGGCCAGUCGUUUUAUCAGUAGAAACAUGUUGAUCAUGCUACAACAGUACGUUCGGACUGAUUUUCUCUCAAUUCCGCAGCAAGAUUUGAGUGCGAUCGUAACAGAGCCUAUCGAUUCGGAGACUGCAAUAUUGACGAGGGAAGUUCUUCUAGGAAACAUGAUUCCCGCUAAUAUGCUUGAUCUCAGUUUUGAGGUGGUAGACGAUCUGCUUCAGGAUGAUGCGCUGGUGUCUGCAAAGGAAGAUCACGUCCUUCAGUUUGUCUGUGACUUCUCGAAGCGACUGGGAAGCUUUGGGAUAAACUUGCAUACAUUGCUUAAUCGUGUACGCCUGCCACGUCUAACACUGUCCGCAUUCGAACGAGCAGCUGUUAGUUUGCCCGGCUUCAAAGAUAGUAAGGGGUUUGAGGCUAUUGUUCGCGGUAUGGAGUUUCUGGACCUUAUUGGUGAAGAACAGCUCAGGCCGCGAAGGAGGAGUAAUGUCCACCUCACAAUGCUUUGGAUCGGCGAACACCAUGAGGAAGAUCAGAAUGGCUUUUCAAUUGCGCAUUCACUCGUCAUUCCUUUCGAAGGCACUGCAAAGCCACCUCAGCAACUUCGACAACUCGCCACCGAUCGGGUGUAUCUUACUGGAGUCAACUCAUUCAGUACAACCCCAUUCUUCAGUGCCGCAAACCAUUUAUUUGGUAUCUCUAUAUUGGGGCAUAUUGAGAAGCUGACGUUCAAGAAACGCGGAACCUACCGAUGGGAAAAAUCUCGUGAUUCCUGUCUUCAGGAUAAUUUGAUGGCGAUCGAGCAGGUAAUUGGGGUCGACACCGAGGAAGACAGCUUUUACAUGUCAUGCCUUCGUCGAACAAACGGAGCAGAGCGCGUAUUCGUGCUGAAGUGUCAGCUCAUACAAAAAGACGAUCUAAAAACGGAAAAAGUUGAAAUACCUCCAGGCGUGAUGUCGAUUAAAGCUCGCCGCAUGAUCUAUAAAAGGGCUUAUAUCGUCAUACUUGAUGAGAAUAAUCAGUUACUUGUGUAUAAUGACCGCAUGGAUAGUUUGUACCUCGUUCCCAAUCCUGAUGAAUGGACUCCAAAAUACGUUGAAAUCGCUGUACAAGACGAUCACCUCUAUGUGUUUGACUACAGUAUGUGUCCCGUAGACUCGCAUGAUUUUUCUCAACCAUUUUCGCGCUUUGAUAAGAUACGGGUUUUCAACCUGGUAAGCCUGAGUUGGGUAUCUCAGUGUCAACUCAGCCUUAAUUCGAUCCGCAACUCCGGACACAACGAACUGAUAGACUUCAACGUUGACAUGUAUUUCAUCCGAAGCCAACUCUAUUUUUCGUGGAUUUAUCAGGGCUGGAUGUAUCUGUUCCGAGCGGAUGCGAACGUGCAAAAGGUCGAUCUCGUCUACAAAUGUAAAAUUCCCCGCGAAGCAAAUGCCGUUAUUCUUUUGCCAGGUUUCUAUACCAGCCACGACGAAACGACAGUUUUAGAGAAAUGUGUCAACAGUUAUUGUCAGAAACAUUUAUCUGUUGUUGGCGAAAGUCGGCUCGCAGCAAGGAAAGUAGCCAAAUGGCGCGAACGAUUUCUCGACGAAGUUCAUACGAGUGGUUUAUUACAGCAGUGCGUCGCUGGUGUAGCAUGGGGUCGACCUUAGCUUAUUGGCUUAGAAAGUAUAAGCAGCUAGCUUUUGUCCUUCAAAAGCAAACAAAGUGCAUGAGACAAACUGUGAUAUCGAGGUCCUAAACUGCUAGGAUUAUUCAAACAUGUAUAUUAAUUCCGUAUCGGAGUAUUGCACAUUCACAGAAUUUAGAUUAUGGUAUUGCAAGUUUGUCCCACGAUUUUUUAUAUUGAACAGUGCGCUUUAGGCUUGUUAAACCUUUGGUGUACGUUUAAGAACCAGCAUUUGCCUUCAAUGUUUCAUUAUUUGAUUCUGAACUUGAAAAUAUAUAUAUAUCAUGGAUUUCAUAUCAUAUAUACUUAUUUAUUUUGAUCAUACGAAACGUGUUAAGGCUGAACUGAAUUUUAUGCUUUAUCAGUGGUUUGAGUCGACGUUUGAUUUCACAGGUCAAUUAAUUAUGUAUUGGGCGCUUUAUGUCUAAAGUGAGCUAAAUCGUAUUGAACAGUUUUGAUCUUAGAAUUUAUUCAAAUACAGGUUUAGCACAUUCGACUAAAACUUGAGCAGAAAUAUUUAAUUCAUCUUACUUCAUUUCUAUCAUCAGUAUCUAUUCAUGUAUGCGCCGAGAGAGACAGCUGUGCAUACUUUGUACUUUGAAGUAUUACAUAUGGGACAAGAUAUGCCAAACUAUAGCACCGAGUUACGAGACAAGACAGCCAAAUUAGACAUUGUGCUGUGAAUGUGGGCCAUGGAGGACAAUAUUAAGGUUGAAUAUUCAGUCUAUUACUUAAUAUAGGAAAUUUGUUCACGGUCAGAACAAACCAAUAGCUAUAUCUGCUCGUACAUAACAAAGAGAUGAAAGCAGUAAGACUUAUAUAGAAAAAAUACUGGCAUUCAUAAUGCGUAUAUGGUAUGUUGUAUACACGAUUGUAAUUAAAUAUUUAUGCUGAAUAAAUCAUUGAGGUUUUAGAUUUAUGAAAAAAAUGUUCAUUA
Molecule: messenger RNA, 3235 nt
Organism: Varroa destructor (honeybee mite)
Lineage: Eukaryota; Metazoa; Arthropoda; Arachnida; Mesostigmata; Varroidae
Product: calreticulin-like
Biological process (GO): protein folding; ERAD pathway
Cellular component (GO): endoplasmic reticulum; endoplasmic reticulum membrane
Molecular function (GO): calcium ion binding
Source: RefSeq, a predicted model, not a curated record